AUGCACAGUCUGCGGAGUCUCAAAGACGUUACUGCCAGCAAGCGUCAGCAAAGCUCACAAGGAAAGGCCUAUGAGGAGUUCCUUUCCAUCGAGGCAGUCAUUCUGCAUCUUGAUUCUCCGUCUACCUGUUGGCCACAUGAAUCACAUCCACAUCAAUUUCCAAUUCCACCUGCAUUGCGAGGUUCUCAUUCAUCGACAUCCUCCACUACUGGACAUCAUCAUCCUCGAUCUGGGUAUGUCUUUGGUGUCGGCAAAAACUUAUUCAACAGGUUGCAAGAGGAUCAAUAUGAUUAUCGGAGGAAAAUGAAUACAUAUUACCCUUUUCAUGAUGAAGGGGAGUGGGAAUUGGCGAGGUUUCUAGUUGAAAACCUGACUCAGACUCAGAUCGACAAAUUUUUGAAGCUGAAAUGGUUUCACACCCGCCCAAGACCAUCUUUCACCUCAAAAGAUCAACUUCUCGACUGGAUUGACGCACUCCCCUCUUUUGUGCCUUGGAAAGUCUCGACCAUGGAGUUUACAGGCUACAAGACAACCUAUCCUUUGCAACUCAUCUGGCGUGAUGCUCUCGAAGUUGUCAAACAGCUCUUUGGCGAUCCCGUUUUCGCCAAUCACAUUACUUUUCAGCCACAUGUUGUCGACAUUGGGGGUCAGCGUGAAUAUGGGGAUUAUAUGAGCGCCAAUAUGGCAUGGAAAAUUCAGGACCAUCUCCCAGUAGGUGCUACACAAGUACCGAUCAUCCUGGGAUCAGAUAAAACACCUGUGACACGCACUACUGGAGGGCUUGAGAUGCACCCACUCUUCAUUACGAUUGGCAACCUCGAUUCAGAAGUUCGCUCCAAGGCUACACUACGAGCUUGGCGGUGUAUUGCUUACAUGCCCAUCGCCAAGUUUCGUGUGCAUCCUGAUUAUCAGAGCAUUCUGCAAGCACGGCUGUGGCAUAAAUGUGUCGAUCUUGUCUGCGCCAAUCUCAAGAUUGCAGCAAAAAAUGAGGCUACCAUGAUCGCUACUGAGGCUGAUCCUUGGGAUCUCGAUAAAUUCCAGAAGGCAGCAAAAGCAGUCCAUCUGUCAGGAGUUCACAUGCCGUAUUGGCGCGAUUGGAUGUUCGCAUGCCCGUCUGUCUUUCUCACUGGUGAAUUUUUUGCAGAUCAUCCGCUCAAUUGGAUCAAGGAGACAGUAGGGAAACCUGAGCUCGAUGCUCGCUUCAUGGUUCAGCAUAAGCGGGUGGGAACACGUCACUUCACCAAAGAUAUCCAACGCACCAUUGUCGCUUCAAUUGCAGGUGUUGCUCCACCCAGAUUCAUUCGUGCCAUUCGCGCCCUUGUGGAGUUCAUCUAUCUUUCGCAGAAUCCAUCGAUGGCGCAAGCACUUUCAGAUUUUCACAUGUUCAAGGAUGCUAUUGUCGAUGCUGAGGCAAGGAGGGGAAAGAAAGGUGUUAAAGAAGAUUUCUUUAUCCCGAAACUCGAGCUAUUGCAAAGCUUUGGAGGCACAGUCGAGAGACUGGGCACUUUGAUGCAGUUUUCGGCUGAUAUGACAGAGCGCUUACUCAUUACACACUGCAAGCAUCUCUUUGGGCGCACAAACCGGCGAUCCACUGAUUUUACAGAGCAGUGCGUACGGAUCCUCAACCGCCAAGAGUCAAUGGAAUUAUUCAACUUGUAUGUGUUAUUCUAUUCUCGUGGCGCGUCACUCGUCAAUGCCAUAUGUAUGGAAGAUGAGGAAGUGACAACCGUUAAUCCAGCACUUUCCUGGGUUUCUCGUGUUCUCCCUGAUGAAGCACAUUCCGUUCAUGGACCUCGGCCAGUUCGGAAUCAUUUUCUUAAGGGCAUUCUUUCUGGAGAUGCUCACACUGCCUUCCAUCUGACUUCGACACCAGAUUUCAAGGCUCUGACACCCAUUGCUAUUGAAACCAAAUAUUCACUUGUUAAUUUCAAUCGCGCGCUCUCUCAGUUUAUCAAUCAGCUAUCCCUCCUCACUGGCGAGCAUACCCGCUGGGACCACAAAUACGGACGCUUUUGCGUGUGGAACAAAUUUCGACUACAGCUUCACUCUGCUUUCCAGCCACGAGUCAUCAUGCCAAGCAGAGUGAUACAAGCGUACCCACCGAGUGAUGCAUUCCCCCUUGGAAACUGUGACACUGUCCUAAUCAAUGUCAUGGAUGAUGAUGGCCAAAGUAGUAAGUUUAUUCUUGCAGUCCCGAAGAUUCCAGGGACUUCUGACUUGGUGUUGCCAACGUUCCUCUCCGGUCCACUCCUCUACGUCCAAUUCUUUCACUUCGUCGCUAAUCCCAGUGACCGUCCUGAACUUGCAAUGUGGACAGUAGAGCGCACAUACACGAUGGACCAACAUGGCAGACGUUGUAGGUGUGGUGGCGUGAUAUCAUUGACGGAUGUAACACAUGCUGUCGAAUUGAUACCAGAAUAUGGUAACAAGGUAGACGCAAAGAUUUCUUCGGCCACUUGUUUGGAGAGCUAUGACCGGUUUUUUCUUAACAGUUUCGCAGAUAAGGAGAGCUAUCAUACAUUCAGCACGGAGUUCGCAUAG
Suillus fuscotomentosus is the source of this 2541-nucleotide messenger RNA. RefSeq lists its product as uncharacterized. NCBI's taxonomy places the organism in Eukaryota, Fungi, Basidiomycota, Agaricomycetes, Boletales, Suillaceae. The record is from RefSeq and is a predicted model, not a curated record. The coding region runs from base 1 to 2541 and encodes 846 amino acids. The transcript has 10 exons.